UUUAGAACUCAGCAUGAUCAGAAAAACUUCGGUCGACUCAGAUUUUGAGAUCAGAAUUAGCAGACAGAAUUCUAAUAUAAAAGCCUCAAAGAGGCUUUCUAUCAAUAGCAGAAAGUUUAGCCAAGGAUUGUUCGAAGAAAAGAAGACUAAGAGUUCGCUAAAAUUUAAGAAGAAUGGGAGGUCUAUUUUUCCUAACAGUUGCAAAAACAAGAGGCCUAAUUCAAGCAAUCCUCAUCUGCUCCAUUUCAAUCCGAUAUACAGAUACUCUAAGCUUCUAAAGGACAAUAGUAGUUAUCAGAAGCAGAAUAGGAUGAUUGCGAGAAGAGGAUUAGAAGAUAUGGAGAUUGAAAACCGUAGCUGCACAACCAAAAAUAGGCUGAGACUUAAAAUGACUCAGGCUCAAAAGAAUCUUGACUCCAUUCAUAAAUAAAAGAGAUGCUACCUUCUCAGCUAGGCAGAAGAAGAGGGACGAUAUUCUUACUAAAAUAGAUCAGCUCAGGAAGAGUCAGGAAGUUCAUGACUCAAUUCAGUUUAAGAAAGAUUUCAGACAAGUUAUUAAAAGAAGAAAGAAAGCUAUGCUCCAAGGCAAUAAUACCACCAGAAUUGAUGAGGUUAAAGCCAAGAAGAAGCAGCAGCUCAAGGAUAAAAUCUUAGAGAAACUCCAAAGAAAAGAAAUGGACAGAUCUCUCUUUCAAGCAAAUCAGAUAAAAGCUGAUCUUGAAGAUAGAGCUUUCCGGGCCAAAAUGCAGCAGAAAAAGAAAGUUCUAGAGCGUAAAAUUCGUGACUCCAGGUCAAUUGAGCCUUUUGAUGACUACAGUCAGGAGCAUUCCUACUCUCCAUUCAAAAGGAAGAGGACUAUCAAUAUUACAUACAAGCAAUACGAUGCUAUGAACCGUAGCAUUCAAGUCUCAAAGAAAGUGAAGGAGCUCAAGAAGAAUAAAGUUGAAGAAAUGAGGAAGAAGAAAUUUGAAAACAGCCAAAAGCAGAGACACGCCUUCGAAAUCAGACAAGAAAAUCAAAAAUAAGAAGAGAGAAUUCCUUCGUCAUACAAUGGUAGAUUUAUUAAAGAAGGCUAAUCGUGUCAAUAAGUCAGUUGAAGUUGAGAAGAGGACAACUAGCAGGAGGAGAAGAAGAGGGACUAGCAAGACCAUUAAUAUCACUUUAAUGAACUCCUCAUCACCCAAGAUGCAUAGAGUUCCUAAGAAGCAAGCUACGAUACAAUCUAAAAACCAUAUUAAGGAGAAGAAAAGGAAGGAGAACCUUAUUGAUCAGAUUUUGGAAAAAUAACCAGAGACAUAAGAAGAUAUGCAGAAUUAAAAACAAGUACCUCGCCAAAAUAUCCAAACAAAACCACAAACUCGUCGAGCAGACUGCUAGCGCAUACUCAGCCUUGUCUUCCUCCCUCGGGACUUAAACCACCCCUAAAGAUCCUCAAAAAUCUCCUUGAAUAGUACUUUUCCCUACAAAAUUUCCAAAAAAUUUCUUA
Molecule: messenger RNA, 1486 nt
Organism: Moneuplotes crassus
Lineage: Eukaryota; Ciliophora; Spirotrichea; Euplotida; Euplotidae
Source: the annotation of a GenBank genome assembly